Molecule: messenger RNA, 1278 nt
Organism: Ipomoea triloba (trilobed morning glory)
Lineage: Eukaryota; Viridiplantae; Streptophyta; Magnoliopsida; Solanales; Convolvulaceae
Product: scarecrow-like protein 3
Exons: 1
Coding region: 1-1278 (425 amino acids)
Biological process (GO): regulation of DNA-templated transcription
Cellular component (GO): nucleus
Molecular function (GO): DNA-binding transcription factor activity; sequence-specific DNA binding
Source: RefSeq, a predicted model, not a curated record
AUGAGUUCCCAACUUUCAUUGUCAAAAUCAAAUGUGUCUUUAUCUUUGAGUUUGUCUCCUACUACUAAUUCUAAUGGUGCAAUCUGUGAUGUCUUGAAGUCUGAAAAUAAUGGUAUUAGACUCAUCAAAUUGUUGCUCACUUGUGCUUCUCAUGUAUCUUCCGGUGAUCUUCACCAAGCUGAUGUGUGUCUUCGACAAAUUUCUCAGUUUAAUUCUGCCAGUAAUGAUUCCAUGCAUCGGUUGGCAACUUGGUUUGCUUCUGCCUUGGCGGUUCGAUUAGUGAAGCGUUGGCCGGGUGUUUAUAAGGCCUUAAAUUGUAGUAGCCUAAUGAAAUUCGAUCUCGAUCGUGCACGAUCUAUUUUCACAAAGGCUCUUCCUUAUUUGGGCUUUGCAUAUGCAGUUAUAAAUAGAACUUUAGUUCAAGCCAUGUUGGGAGAACGAGUAGUUCAUGUAGUUGAUUUGGGCUCAAGUGACCAACAAUUGUGGGUCCCAUUUAUGAGAAUCCUUGCAACUUCACCCGAUGGACCUCCCCAUUUAAGAGUCACUUGUGUUAGUAGCAACAAGACUGCGUUGGACAAACUUGGUGCAUGCCUAAAAAAAGAAGCCGAGCAAUUAGACAUGCCCUUUCAGUUCAACCCAGUCACCGUCCAUCUUCGAGACUUGAAUUUCAACUCAAUCGUUAAGGUAAGAUCAGGUGAAGCAUUAGCUUUCAUAUCAGUACUAAAUCUUCACGUCCUUUUAGCCGAGGACGAUCGCAUUGAUGCCCAAUUUGGACUAAACAAGGACUCUAAAAACAUUAACCAUUGCAAACAUGCUGAUGAAUUCCUAGCAAAGUUAUGUUCUUUGUCACCAAAGUUAGUAAUGUUGGUAGAGCAAGAAUCUAACCAUAACUUACAAAAAUUAGUUGAUAGAUUUGUUGAGGGGUUACGAUAUUACAGCGCAAUGUUUGAUUCAAUUAAUGUUGCAUUCAAGGGGGAUUUAUGUGAGGAGAGGUUGUUGGUGGAAGAAAUGAUUGGCAAAGAAAUUGAAAACAUUGUAGCAUGCGAUGGUUUAGAAAGAGAAGAAAGGCAUGAAAAAUUUGCUAAUUGGAUGGUUAGGUUAGGGCGUGUCAAGUUUAGACCAGUACGAUUGUGGGGUGACACUAUGGAUGACGCUAUAAGAUUUGUAGAGUCGUAUGGUGAAGAUGGGUACAAGAUUAGUAGUCAAAGAGGAAGCUUGAUGAUCGGUUGGCAUGAUCGUCCCAUAUAUUCAGUAUCUGGAUGGACUUGUUUCAAUUAG